Molecule: messenger RNA, 589 nt
Organism: Pneumocystis carinii B80
Lineage: Eukaryota; Fungi; Ascomycota; Pneumocystomycetes; Pneumocystales; Pneumocystaceae
Exons: 3
Coding region: 43-546 (167 amino acids)
Biological process (GO): sterol transport
Molecular function (GO): sterol binding
Source: RefSeq, a predicted model, not a curated record
UAAAAAUACCGUAUCAAUUAAUAUCAAUCAUACGCCUAUCAAAUGAAAAAAUAUGUUAUUGCUUUAAUAUUGCUUUUAUGUAGAUAUUUCUCUAAAACUAGAGCAGAUGAUCAAGUUAAAAGUGUUUAUCAAGAAAAAUCAGUUGUUUCUUUUUGUCCUUAUACAGAUCCAGAGACAUAUAUUUUACAAAUAAAAUCACUUAAAAUAAUACCAGAUCCUCCACAAAGAGGUAGUCAAUUUAUAGUAGAAGGACAGGGUAUUCUUACUGAAGACGUUUUAUUGGGAAGUUAUGUUUUUCUAAGUGUAACUUAUAGAAUUAUACCUAUUUUAAAUAUACGAAUAGAUCUUUGUGAACAAACAGAAAAAGUAGGCUUUCCAUGUCCAAUUUCUAAGGGAGAAUACCAGGCAUCUAGAGAAUUUUAUAUUCCAAAUGGCAUUUUCCCAGGCAGAUAUAUUAUUAAAGCAGAUGCAUUUUCAAAAAAUGAUAAGAGAAUUGCAUGUUUUAUUGUUGAUAUCACAUUUUUUCCAAAGUUUUUAAGCAAUUAAUUAUUAUUUCAAUAACGAUUAAAAUUAGCUAAUCUACAUUCUA